AUGGUCAAGGAAACGAAGUUCUAUGACAUCCUCGGGGUCGCUCCCACCGCUACUGAGGCUCAGCUCAAGACUGCCUAUAAGAAGGGUGCUCUCAAGUACCACCCUGCUGACAUCCCUUUGUCACAUGAAGACAAGAACACCGGCAACCCCGAUGCCGCAGAGAAGUUCAAGGAACUGUCCCACGCCUACGAGACUCUUUCCGACCCCGAGAAGCGUCAACUGUAUGAUCAACUCGGUGAGGAGGGCCUGGAGCACGGCGGUGGUGGCGGCGGCAUGAACGCUGAAGAUUUGUUCUCUCAAUUCUUCGGCGGCGGCGGCGGCGGUGGUGGCCCCUUCGGUGGAAUGUUCGGCGGCGGCAUGCGUGAACAAGGCCCGAAGAAGGCCCGCACAAUCCACCACGUGCACAAGGUCAAUCUCGAGGAUAUCUACAAGGGUAAGGUAUCCAAGUUGGCGCUCCAGAAGUCCGUCAUCUGCGGUGGCUGUGACGGCCGCGGCGGAAAGGAGGGCGCUGUUAAGGAGUGCGCGGGAUGCAACGGUAGCGGUAUGAAGACUAUGAUGCGCCAAAUGGGCCCCAUGAUUCAGCGCUUCCAGACCGUCUGCACCGACUGCAACGGCGAGGGCGAGAUCGUCCGUGAUAAGGAUCGCUGCAAGAAGUGUAACGGAAAGAAGACCGUCGUUGAGCGCAAAGUUCUUCAUGUUCACGUCGACAAAGGUGUGCGCGAUGGCCACAAGAUUGAGUUCCGCGGCGAGGGCGACCAAAUGCCAGGUGUCAUGCCCGGCGAUGUCGUGUUUGAGAUUGAGCAGAAGCCCCACGCCCGCUUCCAGCGCAAGGGCGACGACCUGUUCUAUCAGGCCGAGAUCGACCUGCUUACCGCUCUUGCUGGCGGUGCCAUUCACAUUGAGCACCUCGAUGAUCGGUGGCUGACCGUGAACAUCGCCCCUGGCGAGGUCAUCGUUCCUGAUGCCAUUAAGGUCAUCCACGGCCAGGGUAUGCCCUCAUUCCGCCACCACGACCACGGCAACCUGUACAUCAAGUUCGAUGUCAAGUUCCCCAAGAAGGACGAGCUCCAGAACCUGGAACUUCUUGAGCAGGUCCUUCCUCCUCGCUCAGAGAAGGUCGUCCCCCCGACUGACGCUAUGGUCGAAGAUUUCGAGCUUGAGGACCCUGAGAACGAGCAUGACCAGGCCCGCGCCCACGGCGCGGCCGCGGCCGGCAUGGAGGAAGAUGAGGAUGACGUGCCCGGCGGUGCCGAGCGGGUGCAAUGUGCUUCGCAGUAG
This is a messenger RNA of Penicillium digitatum Pd1, 1278 nucleotides long. The record is from RefSeq and is a predicted model, not a curated record. NCBI's taxonomy places the organism in Eukaryota, Fungi, Ascomycota, Eurotiomycetes, Eurotiales, Aspergillaceae.